This is a messenger RNA of Rotaria socialis, 1290 nucleotides long. Lineage: Eukaryota; Metazoa; Rotifera; Eurotatoria; Philodinida; Philodinidae. The record is from the annotation of a GenBank genome assembly.
AUGAGUUCUAAUCCAUGUUUAUCGAAUAUAAAUGGAACAAUUCGUUCCAAUGCAUUACAUGAUAUUGAAGUUGCAGGUUACCGUUAUGUUAUGUCAACUAUCUGUAUAUUCGGUGUUGUAUGCAAUAUACUUAAUUUAUGUGUUCUUCUUCAACGUCGCCUCAAAGAAUCACCAUAUACCUAUUUGACUGGUUUGGCUCUAGCCGAUAUGCUUACACUUAUGUCCAUGUCUCCAGUGUCUAUUGUACGCGGUGACUCUAUUCGACAUGAGAAUCGUUUCUUUACUUUGGCAUGUCUCGAAACUUAUAUAUACAUGCCACUAGCAAAUUAUUUCGGUCAAGUAAGUAUAAUGAUCACAGUGGCAUUAACAUUCGAACGUUAUUUAUUUACAACGUAUCCAUUACGUACACAAAGUUUCUGUAAACCGAGCUAUGCUCGUCGUGUCAUAGCUAUUAUAUUAUUAUUUUGUGCUAUUUUAAAUAUUCCACGAUUUUCAAGUGAGACAAUUAACAAACGUAUUGGAUAUGAAUCAGAAUUCAAUCCUAAUUCAUGUAGAACACAUCCGUUCGUAAUUAAAUAUUCGUCAACAAAUAAUUCUCACAUUGGUCAAUGCUUUUGUGUUGUUGGAGAUACAAAAGCAGGCUUUUCGCCAUAUAAAAAUUAUUAUUAUUAUACAAUGUUAGCGAUCAAUCAAAUAUUACCGUUUGUGAUACUACUCUUUUUAAAUCUAAGUUUAAUCAAACGUAUACAAAUAUCAAAUCGAUAUACACUGGCAGAAUUAACAGCUCGACAACAUAUCAAUAUUAAUUCGGCAGCACCAACAGUAAAUACAAUAAAACAAAAACGUUUACGGGACGAACAACGUUUAACAAAAACUCUUGUGGCCGUUGUUAUUACUUUUCUCAUAUGUAAUACAUUUACAAUUGUUUCGUAUCCUGGUUUGGUUCGAUUUAUAACACAGAAAAAAUAUCCAAAUUAUUUUAAUGCCGGUUUUCGUAUACAGAAAUUAAUAACAAAUAUAAUGUUGUUAUUAAAUUAUUCGAUUAAUUUUUUUUUCUAUUGUGCAUUCAAUCAAAAAUUUUUGGAUACAUUGAAAAAGACGUUUCGUAUUGGAAAUUUAUCUUGUGGAUGCUCCUCAUCGGAGCAUCGGGGCUUAUCAACAAAUCUAUCGAUGAAUAUUCAUACAAAAAUUGCUACAACAAAUCAUUAUAUAUCAAAUUAUCAUGGGAGUUCACAAGAACUGAAUAAAAGCCGACGACAACAACAACAACAACAAAAACAAGAUAUGUAA